AAAAUGUAUACAUUUAUAUAUAAAUAAUAUAUAUAUCGCAUAUAAUAUAAUUUCUAUCUGAAAGGUGUAACUCAGGUGUAUGCAAUUGGAAACAAAAUGCUUCCCUCCACACAGAGGGGUUAUUUUCUAGAAGCCUCUAUCCAACCACUUCUUACACAGCUCAGGUGGAAAACGCGGAGAGAGGGCCAGGUGAAAUUCGCUUCUCUGGCCCCAGCAUCCCCAGCCAGACUGACUGUCCCGGCCACCUACAAAGAAACUGAGGUCCACGGAUGCAGCGCGACUCUAAAGGUACAGGGUCUUCAAGUCGUAGAAGCAGAGAUUAAACAUGAGUCUAUACUCUGAUCGUUGCCUUGGCGCUCUGCUGGGUCUGGCGUUGGCGUCGCCCUGCAGGAGGCUUCUGGGGAAGGACCCGAGGCAGGGCGUGUCCUGCCUGCACCCAGGGUUGGCGCCUUUGAUGCUGGUGCAUCUCCCAUGCCCGCGGGAAGCAGACCCAGGACACCCAUUGGUGCGGGGCAGCCACCUGUUUCCCCAGCAUCCUGAGGCUGGUUGGCAGCGUAGCGCAGGGAGGCGGGCUCCCCGGGACGCCCUUCAGCAUAUACGGGCACACGCCUCGCGGGCUCCGGGCCGUGCCGUUUGGGACGGAACGCCCAGCCCUUCGGCUUCCGGCAGAGGCACUCCAGUUUGGUUCAUCCUUUCUGCUUGGAGACAUUGCCUGUUUCCCUUGCAAACUGGGAAGCAGAAGUCAGCACAUCCGUCCAGCGAGGGUGGGGUGGCCGGAUCGCCCAGCGCGCGCCCGGAAGGUUCACCUGAACGGAAACCGAGGAUGGAGCCCUGGUGGGGCCUCUUCCACCUCACGUUCCUGUGUUCUCUGAUGCACGUCCGAGGUCAAGGUGACUUUGAUUUGGCCGACGCUCUCGAUGACCCCGAGCCCACCAAGAAGCCGAGCUCAGAUACCUACCCAAAGCCGACGCCUCCCCACCAGCCACAGCCCGGAAAUCCCAACAACAGUGGAAAUAUCUAUCCAAGGCCAAAGCCACUGCCACGUCCCCAGCCUGGCAGCUCUGACAACAGUGCAGGUGGAGACGGCUCCCCCUCGUACGGCAACCCACAAGGUAACACACAGGGGCGGGGCAGCCCACCUUUCCAGGAGCGAGCUCUCCACAUCGCUGUGGGAUGAAGUGGGGUAGACGUGUAAUGAUUUCAACCUGAGGGUGUUCAGGGAGCGCCUACUGUUCCCAUGCUCGUCUGGAAGCUCCUGAACACACACGUCUGUCCUUCAAGGAGGGGUCCAUCCUGUGGGGGUCAGAGAAGGAGGGCGAGGACGGUCCUCAGGCUGCAAGAUGCCUCGGAGCUCUGAGAGCAGGGCUGGGGUUCGUGGACCUGCCACUGGGCCACCAAUGGCGUCCCUUUCAUUGACCACUACUGACCGGUGGCCAACAUGGAGAGGAGAGGGGAAGUCAUGGCAUUCAGCCUUGGAGAGCCCCCAGAGGGCACUGCCAGCCCCAUCACAGGUCCAGAAAUGGGGGCUGUUGUUGUGUGUCCCUGGGAGAAUGGGGUCCAGUCUCUUGGUCAUCUGGCAUUUGGGUGGAGGGUGACAGUGAAUCUGCCCAGCUGACCCCAAGGCUUUGGGAAGAAGAAAGGUAUUGAGGUGUCUCUCCAACCUUCAGACCCUAUCCCCAUGCGGAGUCAGUGCUGCUCUUUGCUGGGUGUAGGGACAUUCUGGGGAAGUCCGUGGAUGCGUCUCUCCUCGUGGGCAGGAGGUGGGGCAGGAGGGGUGCAUCUCAGGGCAAGAAUCCAGGUCUGACACGUGGUUUGACGGGGUCCACGGCAGGACAGAGGGACUCAUCCUAGCCUGGGGCAGAAUGGAGGUGGGUAAGGAUGCUCCUUGAGGGGCCCAUCUCCAAGGCCGGGUCUAAAGGAUGGGUGGGAGGCAGCCAGGACAGGAGAGGUAGGUGCUGUGCUAGGUCGGGCUGGGUACACCCCCGGGAAUAACUGUGGUGUAUGGGGCCAGGGUGUGGAGUGUGAUGGGCAGGGGGCAACACUUGGGACUGGCCAGGCGACCCCAUGGGCAUGUCUGCACUUUCUACAUGCUCCAUGGGAAAAAGCCUGCCCCUGUUUAUACCUAUGUGACACAUGGGUCAGAGGGCCAGUGAUGGUCAGGGAGAUCAGUGUUAAGACCCACUUAGUUCCCAGACUACAGAGGAUGUUGUAGAGACAGUGGACAUGGGGGUAAGAGGUCAGCCUGGAGGACCAUUUGGUAGUCACCAUUGAUAUCACGUGGUUGAUUUGUAUGGGAUGGCAGAGAGGAAAGAGGUGUAUCAGUUAGCAGUGCUAUGUAACAAAAGAGCCCCAAAUAUAGUGAUUUUAAACAACCACCAUUGAUUAUGAUUAUGUGAGUCGCAAUUGGGCUAAAACCAGACCACAUCCAUCCAAGAGGCCAGGCCAGGCUGGGCCACAAGCCAGACACAGUACCAGAGAAUAAAGAGGAGCACCACAGCUUCACGUCUGCCGGUUCUACUGGCUGAAGACCCAAUUCUGAGGAUGAUGACCUGGACCCCCCCCACCUCCCAUGCCCCCAAGUCACAUGGUAGAGGGUGUGCAUGGGGGGUGGGGAGGCCUGGAGAGCGGGGUCCAGCAGGGGACAGGGUGAGACAGCAGCACAAGGGAGGGAUAGAUCCCUGGGCGCCGUGGUAACGCUCUUCCCAGCAUCACGGGAGCCACAUCCACGGCAUGGCCACUCAUCUGUCCCCUACGACACGCCGGGCACUUGCCUGGAUCUGAUGUAGGACAUGGGUGGUUAUUUUAGAUGGAAGCAACAAUUUGUUCUUCUGGGGAAGUGUUGAUUUUUGUCCCAUCAAGCUUCCAUACCUUGGAUUUUGUGCAGGAAUACCUAAGCUUCCCUUAAAGCAUUGAUGUUUGCUCUAUGGUUGUGUUCAGAGCCCCAGCGUGAUUUGAGGAUCGGGCUAUCAGGCACUUUUUGGUUAAAAAAAUUUUUUUGCAUGCGUGAACAUUCUAUGUCCCCAAAGCUACAGAUUCAUCCAAAUUCACAAAUACAUGAAAAAACAUAUCAAGCCUAUCUUCUGCACAAAACUGUUGGAUGCCCCAGUCCGGUAAGACUGGUUGAUAAGCUCUCCUGAAAGCAGAAUCACUUCCUCGGGCUUCUUGUGUGAAUUCCAUCAUCUGCCCAUGAAUAGGAGGGUGGGGAGGGCCGCGGAUGUGAUUGCAGAGUUAUUUACAACCAGCGGAGUUCCGGCUGGCUGUGUUUUUCACAGACCAUCUUCCUUUUCUGGGUUCCUGCAGGCAACACGAUAGCAAAAAUCGUGUCUCCUAUCCUGUGCGGGGUGCUGGUGACCCUGGUGGGGGCAACGGCCCGCUAUUUCCAGUACAACAGGAGGUGGAAUUGUUGCAGGAC
Molecule: messenger RNA, 3412 nt
Organism: Lagenorhynchus albirostris (white-beaked dolphin)
Lineage: Eukaryota; Metazoa; Chordata; Mammalia; Artiodactyla; Delphinidae
Gene: XG
Product: Xg glycoprotein (Xg blood group)
Exons: 6
Coding region: 326-1177 (283 amino acids)
Biological process (GO): homotypic cell-cell adhesion; positive regulation of neutrophil extravasation; T cell extravasation
Source: RefSeq, a predicted model, not a curated record